CUCGCCCCGGCGGCCGUCCAGCGGGAGGCGGAGCGAGUCCAAAAUGGCGGCUCUCAGGCAGGCGCGCUCCUUGCUGCUGGGGCUUUGAGGUGGUCGCCCGGGGUCCAGGGGACGAUUUCCCCGCCGCGGGGGCCCCUGAGGAUGAAUCGGGGGCUCUGCUAAGGUCAGGCGGCGGGGCCGGAGAGAGGUGGCAGCAAGGGCUGCGGUGGCGUCCACGCAGCGGGAUGUGCGAGAGUUACUCCAGGUCGUUGUUGAGGGUCUCGGUGGCGCAGAUCUGCCAGGCGCUGGGCUGGGACUCGGUGCAGCUCAGCGCCUGCCACCUCCUCACCGACGUGCUGCAGCGCUAUCUGCAGCAGCUGGGCCGGGGCUGCCAUCGGUACUCUGAGCUCUAUGGCCGAACAGACCCAAUUUUGGAUGAUGUUGGCGAAGCUUUCCAGCUUAUGGGGGUUAGUCUGCAUGAACUAGAAGACUAUAUUCACAAUAUUGAACCUGUUACUUUCCCACAUCAAAUCCCUUCAUUUCCUGUUAGCAAGAACAACGUACUUCAGUUUCCUCAACCUGGAAGUAAAGAUGCCGAGGAAAGAAAAGAAUACAUCCCUGAUUACAUGCCACCCAUUGUGUCUUCUCAAGAAGAGGAAGAAGAGGAGCAGGUGCCCACCGACGGGGGCACCUCAGCAGAAGCCAUGCAGGUGCCCCUGGAAGAAGACGACGAACUGGAGGAGGAGGAAAUUAUUAACGAUGAGAAUUUCCUGGGUAAGAGACCGCUGGACAGUCCCGAAGCUGAAGAAAUGCCCGUCAUGAAGCGGCCGCGGCUGAUGAGCGCGAAAGGGGACAGCGCAGACGUGGUGCUGCUGGAGGCCCGGGAGCCCCUCAGCUCCAUAAACACGCAGAAGGUUCCGCCCAUGCUGUCGCCCGUGCACGUGCAGGACGGCGCGGAGCUCGCCCCCGCCUCCCCGGAGCCGCCCACGUUGGCUCCCGUGGCGAAGGCGCAGAUGCCCGGCGCAAAGCCCUUAGAAGCCAAGGCGUUCGCGCCGAAGACAAAGACGAAAGCCGGUUCUCCAGGACAGAAGACGAAGUCGCCUAAAACCACCCAGCCACCAGCAAUGGUCGGAAGUCCUAUCCGGUCACCAAAAACUGCAUCCAAGGAGAAGAAGUCGCCAGGGCGUUCCAAGAGCCCCAAGAGCCCCAAGAGCCCCAAGGCUAUGACUCCGGUGCCCCCCGUCCCCGCCAGACCGGAAACGCCAAACAGGACUCCUUCCGCCGCGGGCAGCGAGAAGGGCGGUAGAGAGCCGGUCCCCGCGAAAGCCGCGCCGCCGCCCGCGGACGCCGCGAAGCCGAGCGGCGAGAGCCAGCCGAAAAGGGCUGCGGUGGCGGACAAGACCAUCGACGACUCCAUCGACGCCGUGAUCGCCCGAGCCUGCGCCGAGCGAGAGCCCGACCCCUUCGAGUUCUCUUCCGGGUCGGAAUCCGAAGGGGACAUGUUCACCAGCCCCAAGCGGAUUUCAGGGUCGGAGUGCGCCCCUCCGAAGGCGCCCGCCUCCGCCAACAGCGUCGCCAAGUCGGGCCCCGCGCCCCUGCCCCCGCCGGGCGGCGCCUCCGGCUCCGACCACUCGUGGACCAUGGACGCCUCCAUCGACGAGGUCGUCCGCAAGGCGAAGCUGGGCGCGCCGCCCCACCUCGCCUACGGCUCCUCGCCCUCCGCGUCCCCUCCCACCCCCGAGCCUCCGCCCAGGGCGCACGAGGAGAAGAGCAAGCCGCCCUCCUCCGGGGAGGUGAAGAGGAAGUUGAAGAAGGAGCUGAAGACGAAGAUGAGAAAGAAGGAAAAGCAGAGAGACAGGGAGCGGGACAAGGACAGAAACAAGGAGAAAAGCAGAGAGAAGGACAAAGCGAAAGAGAAGGAAAAGGAAGCGGGCAAGGAAGCAAAGUACCCCUGGAAGGAGUUCCUUAAAGAUGAGGAUUCCGAUCCCUACAAGUUUAAAAUAAAAGAAUUUGAAGAUGUGGACCCAAAAGUGAGAUUGAAAGACGGAAUUGUGAGGAAGGAGAAGGAGAAGCAUAAAGAUAAGAAAAGAGACAGGGAACGGGGCAAGAAAGAUAAAGAGAAAAGAGAAAAAGAAAAAGUUAAAGAGAAAGGGAGAGAGGAGAAGAUGAAAGCGCCGCCAGCCCCCCUGGUGUUGCCCCCGAAAGAAAUGGCCCUGCCCCUGUUCAGCCCGGCCGCCGCCGCCAGGGUCCCCGCCAUGCUGCCCUCUUUGGCGCCCAUGCUUCCAGAAAAACUGUUUGAGGAGAAAGAGAAACCCAAGGAGAAGGAAAGGAAGAAAGACAAAAAGGAGAAGAAGAAAAAGAAAGAAAAGGAGAAGGAAAAGGAAAAGAAAGAGAAGGAGCGGGAGAAAGAGAAAAGAGAAAGAGAGAAGAGAGAAAAAGAAAAGGAGAAACACAAGCAUGAAAAAAUAAAAGUGGAACCAGUCAUCCCAGCCCCGAGUCCAGUUAUCCCCAGACUAACCCUCCGAGUCGGUGCUGGCCAAGACAAGAUUGUCAUCAGCAAAGUGGUCCCCGCCCCCGAGGCUAAGCCGGCGCCCUCCCUGAACCGGCCCAAGACGCCGCCCCCGGCCGCUGCGCCCCCGGCCCCCGGCCCCGCGCACCCCGCGCCGCCGCCAGCGCCCCUCGCGGCAGCCUGCCCCGCGCUGCUGUCCCUGCCGGGCCCCGCCGCGGCCGGCAGCGCCAAGGCCCCGGUGCGGAGCGUGGUGACCGAGACGGUCAGCACUUACGUGAUCCGGGACGAGUGGGGCAAUCAGAUCUGGAUCUGCCCCGGGUGUAACAAGCCAGACGACGGGAGUCCGAUGAUCGGCUGUGACGACUGCGAUGACUGGUACCACUGGCCCUGUGUCGGAAUCAUGGCCGCACCCCCCGAGGAAAUGCAGUGGUUCUGCCCCAAAUGUGCCAACAAGAAGAAAGAUAAAAAGCACAAGAAGAGGAAGCAUCGAGCACACUGACGUCGGCACGCGGUCUGCACCGCA
This is a messenger RNA of Propithecus coquereli (Coquerel's sifaka), 3011 nucleotides long. RefSeq names its product TAF3 RNA polymerase II, TATA box binding protein (TBP)-associated factor, 140kDa (gene TAF3). Gene Ontology annotation, cellular component: transcription factor TFIID complex. Gene Ontology annotation, molecular function: protein heterodimerization activity. The record is from RefSeq and is a predicted model, not a curated record. Bases 225 to 2987 code for a protein of 920 amino acids. NCBI's taxonomy places the organism in Eukaryota, Metazoa, Chordata, Mammalia, Primates, Indriidae. The transcript is spliced from 7 exons.